AGAUUUCCGUAGCCAUUUUGGCUCAGACAGUAUGCGGCAGUUGGUAAUACGCACUUCGGUCACGAUACCACACAAUGCCAUCUGUUUCGAAGCUCACAGCUGAGACCACUGGCAGUGGCAAGCUCAUUGCUGCACAGCAGAGGCUUCAUGCGCCUGCAGAUCGCAUUGAUGAGCUCAAGGUUUCUCUGACGAACUCACUGUGUGAGAUGAUCAAACAGCUGGCUGAACCGCUCGACAGUGAGUCUGCGACUGCGCUGUUUGAGCGCGUCAGCGAGACGCACUUCGACACGACGCUGCAGUUGAAGAUUUCAGAGGCCAUCGAAGAGGCGUUGUUGUGCUCACGAACGGCGCCCAAACUUGCACCUACGGAGAAGCAGAUGUGGAAGAAGAAAUCACAUGCAGUGCUGAAAUAUUUCACCAAGUCCGACUGGGAAGUUUUCUGCUGGCCUGACACGCCCUUCAACGCAGUUGAGAAGGUGUCGCGAGCCGUGCAUCGGCUCUCUCGUGGUGGGCUCUGCAUACCUUCACCUCCUCUGUGCGCAGACAUCGUUGCGAUGCUUGCCGCUGCUGUGUGCGAGCAGCCAGUUGACGAGGUGCUUCUCUACAGGGAAGUUCACAAGUUGAUGCAAUCGUUUGAUGGCGUCGAGCUCGACCCUGGCAUCGCAGAGCUGCCCGUCAUCAAGCAGUGGCCCGGCUCGCCGAACGACUUGCCAGCAGUUGUGAAGAGCGCUAUGUACCCCGACCCGGCUGACCAGGCCGUCGACAUCAAUUUGCCAGCGUUUGCGUCUGUUCGCGAGGUCACCAGCUGCAGGGACGCGAACAAGAGCAUUCGCGAGAAGAUCAAGACGACACCUACGCCGAGCCAAGCUCUUGCGAGUAUUACUUCGCCUACGCAGCACGUUGGCGGGCUUGCGUCAUCCAGCUUUGCGGCCAACAUGGGCGCAUUUUUGCAGUCUGCACAGGCGCUCGGUCUGAGCCCAGCGCAGAUCGCCAUGAUGGGCGCUCAUCUAUGUUCGGCUGGCGAUGCACCACCUAUGUCAUCUUCUAACGUCGGCCUCAAGUUCUUUACACCUGCAGGGCCAAGUGGUCCUACUGGCGGCGCUGGUGCCGCAGACGGUACUGCGGAUGGUGGUGUUUCAGUGGGGUUGGCGCCUACGAAGCGUGAUGCGCCUGUUCUGACGCUCUCUCUUCCGACCGAUGACUUUCCUGCAGCUGCAGACGGGCAAAACAAGUCUCCACCACAUGCUACGCCGCUUCCCUCUGCAGCAGCCUCUGUGGAUGCUGCGCUGGACCCCCUCGACGCUAUGGGAGCUCUAGGUCGCCGACCUCCAAAAAAUGCUGAUAGUGACGCCAAGACGCAGGUCCUGCAGAUGGAGCAGGAGCACAAGGCGUUGUUGGAAAAUGCCAAAGCGAAAGCGACAGCAGCUAAGGAACUUGCGGCUGGCACGGCCACGGCCCCUGAGGACAAUGGCAAGAAGCGCAAGUUGCAGCAGCCGGGGAAGGUGCCGCUCAAGAGGCCUGCUGCUUGUACACCCCCGACCCGCUGGUCUGCCAGCGUGCCGAAGAUGCCCGAGGCGGGCGAGGGUAUCGUCAUCUACAAGGGCGGUAAGAUCUCGUGUGCGCCGUCAAGGAAGGGAUGGAGAGUGUGGCCUAACAGUGUGUCGGUUACGAUCGAGAAGGGCAUGCCUUUUGGUGGCGACAAGCGAGUAUCCUUCAACGCUGCGCUGUCCCUGAUCGAUGUUCACUGGCGCUCGACGGCGGCGUGGCCGCCAACGCUGCGCCUGCAGGCAGUCUUUUGCACUCACUCCGCGCAUUUGCAAUUCGAUGUGGGGCUCUGUCGCGGUGUGCACGUAUGUGCAUGCGGGGUGCGACCACGCAUGCGAAUCAUGCUAUGUAUUGUGCUAGGGGUUUAACACUCAGAUCUGUCAGAAGCGUUUGGGCCGCUGGGAAAUCUAGUGAGGAUGUCGUCUUGGCGAAGCCACCGUCUGCACCGCCGC
Molecule: messenger RNA, 1997 nt
Organism: Prorocentrum cordatum
Lineage: Eukaryota; Dinophyceae; Prorocentrales; Prorocentraceae
Source: the annotation of a GenBank genome assembly